AUGGACUCGCUUUGUGUUCCGGGCGGUCGCGCGGACUUGCGGAGGCACGCUAUCAAGCUCAUGGCGCAGACGUACCGUGAUGCGGCGAAGGUACUGGUGAUCGACGAGGGCAUUCGCUCCCUAUGUGGCCCUGGAGUUACGUGGCAGGAUGCCUUGUUUCGUAUCUGCACAAGCGGGUGGUCCCGACGCAUCUGGACGCUGCAGGAAGGCCUUUUGGCGCGCGAACUGUACUUCGAGUUCAAGCACGGCCCAGUUGACAUCGAGGAAACGUUCGAUAUCAAGAAACACCGACCAUUCCUCUUGGGAACACCCCCAGUACAUCCAAUGGCGGCGGCGUGCACACCUUCGAUAUCACCUCAGCUAUCAGUGCAGCGUUCCGGCCGCGGGUUGUGUGGCUCAUACGCCCCUCUGCUCGGCUUCCGCGCGAAAUCCUGGCAAAGCUCGAGAGUGUUCCGGGAUGUACCCCUCGAUGAAGUCAUUGCGCUGCUGGCCAUGCGUAGAACCAGUAAAGCGGAGGACGAAACCGUCGCAAUCGCUGGUCUGCUACCGCUCGACAUUGAGGCCCUCCUAGAAAUCAACGGCCCAGACGCAGCACAGCGACGGAUGCAGGAGUGCCUCCUACGGUUGCGGACAAUACCAAGAAGUCUUGUGAUGGAAACGUCAAAUCGGCUCGACCUCCCAGGAUUCUCGUGGGCGCCGCGUUCUCUGACAAUGGUAAUAGGUGCUGUUAACACUGGGACAGGACUUUGUACGGAGGAAUGCUUCCUGGCGGAGUUUGCGGUACUAUCGUUCGAACAGCCCAUCCCCGUGCCGCCCCGAAAAUCAAGCACAUCGCCGUCGGCAAAUUACAGCCUUGCGUUCCUCUACCGUCGCGGCCAGCCAUUGAAGGCGUAUGCCAUGAGAAUCUGCCUCGCUGCGAACAAUGGUCCUGCCGAGUUCUGCGAUGCUCUGCUUCUACUGCAGGCAGGCCUUCCGGAGACGGCGAUACCCGCUGCAUGCAUCCUUGUUCAAGGUGCAAACACUCAAAGUACGAACUUGAAGGACGCCACCCAGGACGGACCUGAGAGCGCUGAUCGGCAACUGACGCGGCGUUUUCGAUGCAUUGCCCCCGGCUGCCUCGCACUGAACCCAGCGACGUCGAUGGUGUCGCAAGAUAGGAAUGAGACCACUAGCAUCCCGAGCCCAUAUAUGUCUCCGCGUGUCGAGGCUUACGUCAAGGAAAUAUACCACAGCCGGGUGCAACUGGUGUGA
Molecule: messenger RNA, 1251 nt
Organism: Trametes versicolor FP-101664 SS1
Lineage: Eukaryota; Fungi; Basidiomycota; Agaricomycetes; Polyporales; Polyporaceae
Exons: 1
Coding region: 1-1251 (416 amino acids)
Source: RefSeq, a predicted model, not a curated record